Leishmania mexicana MHOM/GT/2001/U1103 is the source of this 765-nucleotide messenger RNA. Its product is annotated as putative syntaxin. The record is from RefSeq and is a predicted model, not a curated record. The transcript has a single exon. Gene Ontology annotation, molecular function: SNARE binding; SNAP receptor activity. Bases 1 to 765 code for a protein of 254 amino acids. Gene Ontology annotation, biological process: intracellular protein transport; vesicle-mediated transport; vesicle fusion. Gene Ontology annotation, cellular component: membrane; endomembrane system; SNARE complex. Lineage: Eukaryota; Euglenozoa; Kinetoplastea; Trypanosomatida; Trypanosomatidae.
AUGCACGAAAUGGGGGACCCCAGCUGGCGCCGGGCCUGCGACCUGCUCGCCAAGCAUCUGCAGUCGCUGGGGCAGAAGAUAACGGCGAUACGCCGCAUCACCAAUCGGCGCAGCUCCGUCGAGGAGAUCAAGAAGGAGCGUGAGGAGGUGAAGCGCAUCACACAUGACGCCAACGCUACCGAUGUGCAGGACAUCCGCAAGAUCGUAAAGUCGUUUGAGCGCUUCAUCUUACUGGACAAGAGCCUUACCGACGAGGGUAAAAAGCUUGCCAAAGACGCUGAGAUGAUUCUCAAGGACUACGAGAGGACCUGCAACGACUUCUACCGUAAGUGUAUGCACGGCGAGUCGGCAAGGGGCACUCAAACCAACCGCGCGCUUCGGGCAUUCCGUGAGGCAAGCGAGGAUGACGACGAAAAUGAAAGGCAGUCGCUGUUGAGAACGGAGUCCCCGCAACGGGUGCAGUUUGAGCGGGACAUGUACGAGGAGCUCAUGCUAGAGCGCCAGCGCGAGACAGGCGAGAUCGCGGAGAACGUGCGCGACAUCCACGAAAUUUUUCAGCACAUCAACGGAAUGGUCAACGAGCAAGGGGAGCAGCUCGACAUUGUGGAGAAUAACCUCUCCACCGCAGAGCGCGCCACUCGCAACGCCUCGCAGCACCUACGCCGCGCGCAGCAGUAUCAAACAACAUCCUCCCGGAACAAGAUGCUCUUCAUAUGCAUGAUGAUCAUGCUUGCCAUCGUUAGCAUCGGUCUGCUCAUGAACUGA